Acytostelium subglobosum LB1 is the source of this 2298-nucleotide messenger RNA. RefSeq lists its product as hypothetical. The coding region runs from base 1 to 2298 and encodes 765 amino acids. The transcript has 6 exons. Lineage: Eukaryota; Evosea; Eumycetozoa; Acytosteliales; Acytosteliaceae. Gene Ontology annotation, biological process: N-terminal peptidyl-methionine acetylation. Gene Ontology annotation, cellular component: NatC complex. The record is from RefSeq and is a predicted model, not a curated record.
AUGUCUGGGAACAACAACAACAACAAUAAUAAUAACAUCACAGACAACAUUGAUGAUCCUGAUCAAUGGGAGGACGCCUUGCCGACACUCAUCGCUGCCACCAAAGAUAUCCAGGUCGGUCAGUUGAUUGGAACAGACUUCUCAUUGCAAGAUGCCGUUCACUCAUUGGAGAUUAUGAACUCAAAGCUCGACUCGUCCGCUGCAGCAGGUCCCCUCUACACACCAGAGAUGCUCUACGAUAUGGGCGAGAUCACAAGAGACACAACUCUAUCAAACAAACAAGUGAUCGCAAUCAUUGAUCAACUGAUGGCACUCGAGGUUGGUUGGAUGCAAGGUCGUCCAAUCGUUCACAGUCUGUUUAAUUGCAUGUACUUGUACUUCCCUCACAAGCUGAGACACCAAUAUCUGGCGCCAUACCUCAAGACAGUCUUAGCUUCAUCGGACACUCUUUCACACAUUGUCUCGCGAGGAGACAUCUGUCUGGAGGAAGACUUUAAUCUAGCGACAUUCGACCUCCUCACGACUUUGGACGCGACCAAGACGUUGGAGCUGCUGAGUAGCAUGAGCCAUAUUGAGUCGUCGUUGUCACAGACAAUCAUGGACGCAGAGGCAAAGAAAAAUGACGUAACGAUGGAGGAGGCAGCCGAGUUGCGUGAUCUCUGCGAUAGGAUCUCGCUCAGACGUUUGUUCCAUCUGGUCUUCUUUACGUUGUUAUCAUCCAACGUCAAUCUGGCAAUGAAGUCCAUCCCACGCAUCCAAGAGAGACUGGCAUCGAUCAGACAACGCGCCAGCAAAAGGCCAUCACCUGACGUCAUCCCGCCCUCAAUCUUCAACCCCGAGUUGAACAUGCGCUCAUACGCCACGGUUAACAUGCCCAUCUACCAAUGUCGGCCAUUCGAUCAGGUGCUUGACUUCUACGACAAGUUGUUCAAGGACCUCCUGGCGGGCUUCCACAUGCCUCACCUCCUCGAGACCUACCAGCAACAACAACAGUCCAGCGCACAGUCCGCCAACAUCAACAACAACACUCAACAACAACAACCUUUUGUCAACUUGUCCGAGAUGCUCAACUACCAUUUGUACUUGAGUCGCCUGUCUCCCAACAUUGUGGUGCGCUCAUUGUUGCGACGCUUGCUGUUCCCGCUGCCACUUGGCGCAUUCUUCCGCUCCGAUUCAAUGACCGGAUCGAUCAUUGAAUGGAUGUGCCAGUUUGGCGUGCCCCACCAGCACCUGGAUCCCAAGAACGCCGAGGUGGCGCGCUUCUUUGAGCGAUUCGCCCACGCGCUCCAAAAGAUCUUUAUCAAUGUGAUGCUGAACCGCGCGCGUCAGAGACGCAAGCUCAAGGUGGCGCUGCUGGACCUGACCAUCCUGCAGUCCGAGGCUGACAUCAUCGACACGGAGAUCGCCAAGGACAAGACUAACAUCACGAUCCUGUUUGGCAGCUUCGUGUUCAAUCUCAAGCUCAAGCUGAUGAUCCACUACUUGUAUCUGGGCUUUGAGCUGGAAGUGUAUGCGCCACACGAGUUCCAGUGCAUCUAUUGGUAUCUUGACUGUCUGUCCAACCUGCAGAUACAGGUUCACCAGUACAUCUUUAGGGAGGCACAGAAGGCUGCCUUAAACACGAGCAAGGCCAAGAAGGAGGCCAAGAAGGAGGCCAAGAAAGAGGCCAAGAAGCAGACAAAGAAGGGUGUGGCCAAAGGUGCCGUCGUCGCCAAGUCACCUCAGCAGCAGGCCAACCAGCCACCCCAGACCAACGAAGUCCUUCUUCCACCAGCGACCCCAGAGAGAUUGCUCAUUGCCACUCACAAGUUAGUUGCAAGGUCAAUGUUUAGAUUCAUGACAGUAUUGGAGAUGUUGGGCAAGGUCAAGAAGCCACAAUGUGAGUUCAGCUCACCAACACUACGCUUCCUUAAGCGAUUCGAUGUGUUCAACUCGCCAAUUAAUCAGCAACCAGACCCAUACACACUGGAUGUAUUCAAUCAAUCAAUCCAAGCACCUGACAACAAUGUGUUUGGAAUAUUGACAUCGACACUUGAGGUGAUCAGACAAUCCAAGCUCAAUUUGGAACAGAUUACAAAGAGCCAACAAUUGGGAUUGGAACCUGCAGCACCAUAUAUUGUAGAGGAGGCUCAACUACUCCUUAGAGUCAACAUAUCACUAUCACUUCAAAUCCAAAGACUGUUGCCAAAGAACUAUGAAACACUAUCCAACGAUGCCAAGAUCUCAAUCGUUCCACCCACCGGUAACUUUACAUUCGAUCCACGUCCAUUCUAUCCAAACAUCGUAUAUAAACAAUAG